This is a messenger RNA of Fusarium keratoplasticum, 1173 nucleotides long. Its product is annotated as CID domain-containing protein. Gene Ontology annotation, biological process: mRNA 3'-end processing. Gene Ontology annotation, molecular function: RNA polymerase II C-terminal domain binding. NCBI's taxonomy places the organism in Eukaryota, Fungi, Ascomycota, Sordariomycetes, Hypocreales, Nectriaceae. Gene Ontology annotation, cellular component: RNA polymerase II, holoenzyme. The record is from RefSeq and is a predicted model, not a curated record. The transcript has 4 exons. The coding region runs from base 1 to 1173 and encodes 390 amino acids.
AUGGCUUACAAUGAUGAUUCUGUGCUGGCGCGGCUCUCAUCGCUCACUGAGACCCACGACAGCAUUGCCACUGCUGCCCAAUGGAUCAUGUUUCAUCGGAGACAUGCAGACCGCACAGUCCAGCUCUGGUUGCAACGCCUCAAGGACUCGUCCAGCACCAAGAGGUUAAGCUUGAUCUACCUCGCGAACGAGGUGGCCCAGCAGUCCAAGAUCCGACAUAAGGAUGACUUUAUCAUAGCCUUUGCUCCAAUCAUCGCGGAAGCUGUGUCUAUCGCGUACAAGGGUGCUCCCGCUGAGCUCCAAGCGAAACUCAAGCGCGUGGUGGAUGUUUGGAAGGACCGGACAAUUUUUGAAUCGCCCAUCCAGGCCGCUGUUGAGGCUCGUAUCGAAGAGCUUGACAAAGCUCGCGGUACAGCCAAAUCCAGUUUUGGGGGCUCUCCCUUUGGUGGUGGUGGUGGUGCAGCUCCUAUUCCAGCCGAGUUUGCACCACUGGUGACUGCUCAUCAGACUGUCACCAAACUGAGCAUCCCCUUGAAGGCCACGGUCGCGUCAGCAGACCAGGAGUACGAGAAGCAAACCAACUCUUCAACCCCAGUUCCUUCGGCCCCUGUCUACGCUGCUCGUCUCAACGGUCUCCUCAAGACCCUUGCCAAUGCUGAGAGCGCGGUUGCCGAGUGUGUGAAGGCACGAGAGGACCUUAUCUCUGGCUUGGAGAAGCUGCUUGGUGCCAAUCGUGCUGCAUUGGAACAUGACAAGACUGCCGCGGCCCAGUUGACGUCUCGAAAGACGGAGAUUGAGGAGAAGAAACAUGCGGUGGAGGUGGGCAUCAUGCGAGCCUUGGGUCCGGCGGACAGCAACGGCACUCCAGGAGAGGGAGAGGGUUCUGGCACACCACCAGAGCCUGACAGACCGGAGAUGGAAGCACUUACUCCCCCUCCUAUGGAACCCUUCGGCGCGCCUACCCCUGAGGCGUUGACUCCGGAGGGUAACCCGCCUGCUGCAGCUACUACAGCUGAGGAUGAAGCGCCAUCCUACCAGUCGCUGCCAAUCUCAACUAAUGGAUCCAACAAGCGGCGUCGGGUCGACGAUGGUGACGACUUUCCGGAUUUGGGAGGUGAUGACGGCAUUGAUGCUGACGUUGCUGAAAUGCUCAAGGAGGAGUCCAAGUCAUGA